Molecule: messenger RNA, 1313 nt
Organism: Ostrinia furnacalis (Asian corn borer)
Lineage: Eukaryota; Metazoa; Arthropoda; Insecta; Lepidoptera; Crambidae
Gene: Nup35
Product: nucleoporin 35
Exons: 4
Coding region: 1-876 (291 amino acids)
Biological process (GO): NLS-bearing protein import into nucleus; nuclear pore organization
Cellular component (GO): nuclear pore nuclear basket; nuclear membrane; nuclear pore central transport channel
Molecular function (GO): phospholipid binding; structural constituent of nuclear pore; nucleic acid binding
Source: RefSeq, a predicted model, not a curated record
AUGGAGCCUAUGACGCUGGGCAGCCCACCACAUUCCCCAUCAGGAAGCCCAAACGUGGGAUAUUUACCGCCUUUCCUUUUGGGUGAAAUAAAUCCACCAACAACUCCUCGAACAAAUAGUUUAUCGCCCACAAAAGGACGCAGUCUUGCUUUUGGAUCUCCGACCAGCCCGACUCAGACAUCGACUCCAGAGCAAAAAAUGUAUAGACAGAACUUCACGAUGCACCAGCAGGCUAUUUUCAACCAACAAAAUGCUUAUUCUAACAUGCCUACAUCACCCAAUAUCUCAUAUUCAAGCAAGCCUAAUGGUCCUCCUAUAGAAGACUUAUUUGACACUAUAAAGAGUAAUGAGCCUAACAAAUCUGCAUACCAAGACCACAGCUUUCUAGGAUAUGGCAAUAACAAUUCAAUGAUGCAGAACUCCUAUGUAAAUAACAUGAAUGCAUCUGUGAAUCAGUCCCUAGCAAAUGCGUGGCAAGAUGGGUGCCAGGAACAGGAUGAAUAUUGGGUCACCAUUUUUGGUUUCCCUCCAAAUGCAGCAAACACUGUUUUAGCUAGGUUCAGCAAUUGUGGAGCAAUUCUUGACAAACAAUACCCCACCCAAGGGAACUGGGCACACGUCAGAUAUGCGACCCGAGCAGAGAAGGAGAGGGCAAUGACCCUUAGUGGCAGACAGGUGCUGCCCGGGAUCAUGGUGGGAGUGAUGGAGUGCCGGGAGGUGCCACGGAUGAGCGUGGCCAGUCCUGGGUUAGCAUCACCUGAAAGGCCAAUGUCUGGCGCGCGGUCGCUGUGCCCGACGCCGAUCCCGUCCGCGCCAGUGCCCCAACGCUCUACGGGCAUCAUCUCCAAGGCCCUGGACUAUGUACUGGGCUGGUGACAAAUACCAUACAAUGAAAUAACUAGUAAAUCAAGAAAAAGUGACUCGAAGCUGUAUACAAUGUUUCCCAAAUUCAACAAAAAGAAAUAUCAUAGCAUUCAUUGAACUUAAAUUAGUUAAUAGGAUUGUGAAAGCGACAAUUAAAUCACACAAAUAAUUUUAUUUCUAGUAACUUUUAUUUCUAAAUAUUACAUACAAUAUAAAAUUCUUAACUAUAGGUACAGAGAUUAUUUCAUUUGCUGAUUAAAAUGAAACUUGUAUCUACAUGAUGAACACUUUAUAAUAAACUGUUGUUUCAGUAAAAAUAUAACUAGAAACUUGUGGAUGUACUGAAUCUUUUAAUACUUAAUUAAAAACAUACAUAUUUAUCAGCAUAAAACGUUUAUUUUAAUUAAUCCUAACUUUUCUCACAGUCCUGACAAUCACAUGGUAUUUAU